GGGUACCAUUCCUACUUUGUAUCCUCACAUAACCUCACUCACUCAAAAAUCAAAAGUUUAGUUUUCUUUGGUUUUUAAUAGCUAAUUAAUGGGGCAGGGGAGAGGCAGUGCAAGUGUAGCCGUGGUGAUAAUGGUUGCACUACUGGGUUUGAUGAUGGCUGAUCAAGUUUAUGGUGCAACUUACACUGUCGGUGGCUCUGCUGGUUGGACUUUCAAUUUAGAUACCUGGCCUAAAGGCAAACGUUUUAGAGCUGGUGAUUCACUUGUAUUCAACUAUGAUUCAACAGUACACAAUGUGGUAGCAGUGAACAGAGGUGGUUAUACAAGCUGCAGUGCACCAGCAGGUGCCAAAAUGUACAAAUCAGGUCAAGAUCAGAUAAAGCUGGUGAAGGGACAAAACUUCUUCAUUUGCAGUAUUGUUGGCCACUGUCAGUCUGGCAUGAAAAUUGCUAUUACUGCUACUUGAACUUCAUUAGUCAACUGUUUGUAUACCUUAAUUUAGGAUUGUGUUGUGUUCCUUAAUUAUGUGUGGUUUUGUUUAAAUUAUGUAUGUAGCAGUAAGAGUUGGGUGUACUUGCUAGAAUAAGUAUGUUUCUUUCAUAUAUGUUGUUUAUAGCUACUAUUAAAUAAGUAAUAUGGAUUUGUUUAA
This is a messenger RNA of Mercurialis annua (annual mercury), 649 nucleotides long. RefSeq names its product basic blue protein-like. The record is from RefSeq and is a predicted model, not a curated record. The coding region runs from base 89 to 466 and encodes 125 amino acids. NCBI's taxonomy places the organism in Eukaryota, Viridiplantae, Streptophyta, Magnoliopsida, Malpighiales, Euphorbiaceae. Gene Ontology annotation, molecular function: electron transfer activity. The transcript has 2 exons. Gene Ontology annotation, cellular component: plasma membrane.